Molecule: messenger RNA, 516 nt
Organism: Paramecium sonneborni
Lineage: Eukaryota; Ciliophora; Oligohymenophorea; Peniculida; Parameciidae
Source: the annotation of a GenBank genome assembly
UAAAAAUGGUAUAUUAGUGGACAAACUUUGUAUGGGAAACCAAUGCAUGGUGGUUAAGAAGAAUCAGACCUGUACUAUUAUAAUAUAAUAAAGUUUGUUGUAUUGGGAGCAUUUGCAUUCACUGCAUUCUAUGGAGGCAGAUAUUAUUUCUUUGGAAAAUGGGCUUAUUAUAAACAAAGAUAAUUUACAGAGCCUGAACUCAUAGCUUAAGCAGAAGUCAAUAAAAGGUUUAAAUGUUUUUUUAAUGGUCUCUAGAAAUUGGGGAUAUGGAGUUUGGUACAAACCAACAUUAGAAAGAAGCAGAAAGAAAUUAUUGUAGGAUGCAUUGAAAGGUAGUAUAACAGUCUAAAAUAAUUUAUAGAUAAAUAUAGAUAUGCUAUGACAUGGGAAGAAUUAUUUUAUGAAGAUCCAAGACCAGUUGAAGAAAUUCUUGAAGAAGAAAACUCAUGGGAAGAAUAUGAGAUUUGAUAAGAUUUAAUAUACCCUAUAUCGUUAUAUAAUUAUUUUAUAUGAAGC